AUGUCGAAAAGCCUAACUUGUGACGCUAGUCAAUCUGAAUUCAAUGGAUCUUGCUACAUCUUCUCUCAAGAGACAUCAGACUUCUACUCCGCCCAGGCCUCGUGCGAUGAACUUGGCAUGCACGUGGUCAACAUCGAAUCUCAGGAUGAACAGGAUUUUUUGGAAGGGAAGAUCGAAGCCAGUGGUGACCGUGAUCGAGACUACUGGAUAGGGUUGAGCGCAGUGACCUGGCUCGAUGGGACACGUCUUACCUACGACAAUUUUGGAUCGGGAAGGGCUUUCAACGAUGGUGCACAUUGCUUCAGGAUAUACCCAGAUCGUCCACGACCAUCAAUGGAUUUCAAGUGGUACGACGAUGAAUGCUUCGAAACAAGAUACUUUAUCUGUGAAAUAGAGGGUGCUUGUGGUGGUCUUAAUUCGGUUGUUUCACACAAUGGAUCUUGCUAUAACUUUUCUACCAGCAAAUCGAACUUUUCAAGUUCAAACUCAGCAUGCAAGGAGAAAGAUAUGCACCUCGUGUUCAUAGGAACGGAGAGUGAGCAAGAUUUCAUAGCCGAAGAAAUUAGUAAGCGCCAGUUUAAGCAGUACUGGAUAGGACUGACGAGCGCAGGCUGGAAUGAAGAUGGCUCAGGACUUCCUUAUAGUAAAUUUGCGGGCAGUGGAAGCUUUGAUAAUGGAAAAAUUUGUUAUCGCAUGGACUCCGGUCAAAGUUUUCAGUGGCUUGACAGAGCCUGUAAUUACGAAUAUUAUCACAUAUGUGAAAGCGAAGACGGUGAAGAAGCAACCGAAGCACACACGGAAUACUCUGUAACAACAAAAACAGUAACAACACAUGAUAUUAGCUUACCAAGGACCCAAGCGUCUUCAGCCACCCUACAACAAGGUCAAAAAUCAACCGAGGCACCAACGGACUUCUCUGUAACAACAAAAACAGUGACAACACAGGAGACUAGCUUAUCUAGGACUCGAGUGUCUGGUGUCUCCUCGUAUCAAGGUCAAAAAUCAACCGAGGCACCAACGGAAUUCUCUGUAACAACAAAAACAGUGACAACACAGGAGACUAGCUUAUCUAGGACUCGAGUGUCUGGUGUCUCCUCGUAUCAAGGUCAAAAAUCAACCGAGGCACCAACGGAAUUCUCUGUCACAACAAAAACAGUGACAACACAGGAGAUUAGCCUACCUAGGACUCAAGCGUCUGAUGUCUCCGCGCAUCAAGACCCUAUUAGCUCAGUAAUUCCAGCCGUCAUCAGCGUUGCAGUCGUCUUUCUGCUUACCAUUGUCAUUGGAGUCAUCUGCUACAAAAGAAGACUGCAAUCCAAAUCCGCAAUUCGGGAUACACUGCGUGACCCGGCACACGUUCUAAACCCAGCUUUCACUGCCCCUGAUGUCGAUAAAAAUGACUACACAGGACUUUUAAAGCCCAUAGAGGGCGCUUCAAAUGCUGCAAUGCCUGUAUCUUCAGCUGAAGGUCAACAAUCGCACCAAUAUACUGAAUUACCUUCCUCCGUGCAACCUGCUAAAAUAGGUGAGAACUGCAUUUAUAACGAGGUGGACGAACAGGACUACAAUGUCUUAUUCGGGGGUAAAGAACAAGGUGACUAUCAUGAGUACAACAUGCCAGAAAGUACACGCACAACAAGGAAUACCACUUACCAGGACCUUUUGAAAGAUAGAAUAUCAGGCAUAGCCACUUCCCCCUCAGGUAACGUGUUAAACGGUGUUGGACAUAAGUCUGGAGAAGACAAAGACAAGGUCCUUCGGCCUCGUAAUAAAGAGGGUCCUACAGAAACAGACAGCAACCAAUAUGAAGAUUUACGUCAGGGAAGUUCCGAUUACACCUCCCUCAUCCGCGACGGGAAACCCACGAGUCCCGUUUCUAAGAAUAUCUCUCCGAUAGUGAACCAAAUUUCACAAGAUCAGGACGGAGAUUACUCUGAACUACGUUCUGUCGUACCGCCUGUAAACAACGGGGGCAUCUACAAUGAAGUGGGGGAACAGGACUACAAUAUGCUGUUUGGGGGUAAAGAACAUGGUGACUACCACGAGUACAACCUACCAGGGUGUGCAGAGAAAUCACCAAAUGCAGCUUACCAAGAUCUCCUAACAUCUGGAAUGCAGGGAGGAGUUUCCAAUCCUAAAGCUAUGGACUUUCACGGUCAAAAUAAAAAUAGGGUUCGGACUGAAACAGACAAUGAAGGCUAUCAGGAUUUGCGCAAAAAUGAUGACAAUUACAAGUCCCUUCAUCCUGGUUCCGAUACACCUUCGAAACCUAAGCAGAGUACAUCAGUUGCUGAAAUUGAUAGCAGUUAUCAGGCUCUGCAGACAAGCGAUCCGGAGUACGCAUGCCUUGAGCCAAAUGUGGAUGACCAAUCUUCAACAAAUCCAAAGCCAGGGUCUGUCAAGAACCAUGAGUACCAGACUCUAGAGAAGUUACCAAGUACCUCUGAUUAUACUCCCGAUCGUAGUGAUGAUACCAGCCCUGAAUAUGCAGUCUUAGAACCAGCUGAUAUUGACGAAUCAACUGAGAGUACCAAUGACAGAGAAAAUGGCCAGGAACAUUCAUAUGAAUCCCUGCAACGUAGCCAAGAGAAUCCUGGUGCACUGAAAGGGGUGACAUCUGAUUAUGAAGAUCCAAUACAGGUUAUUCCAGAAAAGCCAUACGACAAUCUCCAACGAAAGCAAUGGUCGAAGCCGUUACAUCCGCACCCAAUGGUAGAGAAUGCCAAUGAUACCGGUGAUUAUGAAGAACCUCGCCCUGCUAUUGAGGAUUCAGCGAACGCCUAUCAGACCUUGGAUAAUCUCGGAUCGCAAGGGCACGUUCAGACCAAUGAAGAUAGCGACUAUUCACAUCUCCAAAGGAACCCCAGAGAAACGACCUCCAAAGACUUCAUCAGUGCUAUGGAUUCGAGCAAUCCGUAUGGGAAACUGAACGCUAAAUCCUAAGAAGUGAAUAAGAAAGGAACAUCGGACUAUAAAACCAACCUUAUAUCAUGUCUGUGCAAGAUAAAGGAAAGUAGAGACCACACAAGUAGUGGACUUUUUCAGGUUGUCUUCGUUUAUUUUGACCAUGGACCUAUAAAAAUAACGGUAAACGAAAUCCUACCUUUGAUUAGUGUGUAAUUAUUAUUCAACUAUCUGGUUAUGGAUUUUUGUUUUAUAUAAUUGCUUGUGGCUUUCUUGACUAAAAUAGGGACUCUUUCUUAUUCACCAUAUGAUAUAUUUUCAUUGAUCGAUUGACAUCAGAGUUUAUACAAUGCAUAUCUAUGGAAGAGACUAUAUAAUUCAUCAUAAGUGACCAUACGUUAUAAUUUUGUACAUACAUGUAUAUAAUUUUGUAAUUACAUAUUCCCGUAUAUUUUGAACUCCCGUCUAUCUUGAUAUGUAGGCCUAAGGCCCGGUUUAAAGAUGUGGUUUAAUGAAAGGUAGCCAAAUUUCACACAUAACUAAUUGUAAAGAUUAAAACUUUGAGUGCGUUCAGGGGAUGAGGAAUUGAUCACGAAUGGGAAAAGCCAAGUAAACAUCAAUAAAUGAAUAUAGUUUAAACG
Messenger RNA from Lytechinus pictus (painted urchin), 3545 nucleotides. RefSeq lists its product as uncharacterized. Gene Ontology annotation, biological process: biological process involved in interspecies interaction between organisms. The transcript is spliced from 9 exons. NCBI's taxonomy places the organism in Eukaryota, Metazoa, Echinodermata, Echinoidea, Temnopleuroida, Toxopneustidae. Gene Ontology annotation, molecular function: carbohydrate binding. The coding region runs from base 1 to 2943 and encodes 980 amino acids. The record is from RefSeq and is a predicted model, not a curated record. Gene Ontology annotation, cellular component: external side of plasma membrane.